GAGCGGUUCGAGGUGCUGGAGGCCACGAAGUACAGCUUCGACUGCGGCUCGGGGCGCUGGGAGCAGCACCGGCUCACGUUGCGCCUCACCACCGAGCCCUUUGCAGAGGGGGGCAUGCGCUUGUGCUACCGCUGUCGGGAGAUUUCGGAAGACGGAUGGGAGGUGGAUAAGGUCGUGAAGAGGAUCAAGCCUCACAGCGGCCUGGACCCAACUGUGAACUACCACGAGGCAAUGACCCAGAUGGUGGCGGAGAGCUAUGCACAGGACUUCAACAAGGCCUGCUGCCAAGCUGGGCUGCCGAAUCGCAUCGCCUUUUUGCCGGUCUCUGUGAUCAAGCUGGACGGCUAUCAGGAGCCAUUGUGCCUGGAGCCCUACUUGGACGGAGACUAUGUGAAGCACAGCGACAAUGCAGGCCAUCGUGAGACGGACGACGAGACGGCGGCAGCCUUCUCCUAUUUCUCCUACAUCGUUUCCGGCGCCCAGCUGGUGGUGUGCGACAUCCAGGGGGUGGGGACCUUCUACACAGAUCCCCAGAUCCACACGGCGGACGGCCAGGGCUUCGGCGCGGGGAACUUGGGCGCCGAGGGCAUCCGGAGGUUCCUGCACAGUCACCGCCACAGCCUGCUGAGCGAGCAGCUAGGCCUGCCGAGCCCGGACGAGGGGCUCUCGGACGAGGAGCUGGCGCGGAAGAUUCAGGCCCUGGAACGGGAGGACGCCGCACGAGGCAAUGCCGCGGCUAUGGUCACCUUGAUCCCGGGUUUGUCCCUUACUUUCUCCACGAUGACGACUCAGUACUCCGAAUGUGCGUCGCAAUAUAAUGAAGGUUUCACCGCCAUUGCGAAGAUGUUCGGCAAGUGCGCGUGA
Molecule: messenger RNA, 864 nt
Organism: Effrenium voratum
Lineage: Eukaryota; Dinophyceae; Suessiales; Symbiodiniaceae
Source: the annotation of a GenBank genome assembly